AGAGCCUGCCGGGAGCUCCGUGCGCAAUGGCGACGCCAAGCCUCCGGGGUCGACUAGCACGGCUUGGGAAUCCGCGGAAGCCUAUAUUGAAGCCCAAUAAGCCCCUCAUCCUAGCUGACCAUGUCGGGGAACGGCGCCGGGAGAAGGGCGAGGCGACCUGUAUCACGGAGAUGUCGAUGAUGAUGGCUUGCUGGAAGCAGAAUGAAUUCCGCGACGAAGCGUGCAAAAAAGAGAUCCGCGACUUCUUCGAUUGUGCUUCGAGGGCUGAGGCAGCCCGAAAAAUGAGAUCAAUCCAGGAGGAUCUGGGACAGUUGGGGAGUUUACCCCCCAGGAAAUUGAAUAAGCUGUUACAGAGGUUUCCUAACAAGCCUCACGUCAGCUGAAAAUGGAGAAGCAUUUUCAAUGACUGGACUUAGCUUCUGAGAACUAAACGGAGGCAUUUUAGAGAUAUUUGCACUGCCAUGCUCUCUUUGAAGAGUAGAAGGAGGCAAAACACUCUUUUUUUGUCUCCCCCCCCCCCUUUGGAAACAUUAUGUGGGUGGAAAUUUUGCUUUAUUUUGAAAUAAAAUCUUUUGAAGAGAA
Capra hircus (goat) is the source of this 582-nucleotide messenger RNA. It is a transcript of the gene CHCHD1, whose product is annotated as coiled-coil-helix-coiled-coil-helix domain containing 1. NCBI's taxonomy places the organism in Eukaryota, Metazoa, Chordata, Mammalia, Artiodactyla, Bovidae. The transcript has 3 exons. Gene Ontology annotation, cellular component: mitochondrial ribosome; mitochondrion; nucleoplasm. Gene Ontology annotation, molecular function: RNA binding. Gene Ontology annotation, biological process: mitochondrial translation. The record is from RefSeq and is a predicted model, not a curated record. Bases 27 to 383 code for a protein of 118 amino acids.